ACACACACACACAUGCACGCGCGCGCGGGCCGUUACUCUUAAUCAUCGCAGACAUCAAGCCGUGUAGAAGCUGCGUUUGAGGGGUCAUUCAGUUUACACGCAUCCCGAGGUGCAUCUUCUGUUUUAGAGUUUGACACAGAAAGUAGAAGAGGAAGGAUGGCUGGGGAUCUGCCGCUGAACAUCAACAUUAAGGAGCCACAAUGGGACCAGAGUACGUUUAUGGGCAGAGCCCGGCAUUUCUUCAUGGUGACUGACCCAAGAAAUGUGCUGCUGUCGAAUGAGGUUCUGGAGGACGCACGAGUCAUUGUGGAGGAUUACAGGAAGGGAAUUGUGCAACCAGGCCUGACAGAGGAUCAACUAUGGAGGGCCAAAUACAUCUAUGACUCUGCCUUCCAUCCCGAUACGGGUGAGAAGAUGCUGCUGAUUGGUCGCAUGUCUGCACAAGUGCCAAUGAACAUGACCAUCACUGGCUGCAUGCUCACAUUCUAUAGGACAACUCCAGCAGUUGUGUUCUGGCAGUGGGUCAACCAGUCCUUCAAUGCCAUCGUCAACUACACAAACCGCAGUGGAGAUGCACCAAUCACUGUAAAUCAGCUUGGAGCAGCCUAUGUCAGUGCCACAACUGGAGCUGUGGUCACUGCUCUUGGCCUCAAGUCCCUAACCAAGCACCUGCCAGCUAUUAUUGGACGGUUUAUUCCAUUUGCUGCAGUGGCAGCAGCAAACUGCAUUAACAUUCCCUUCAUGAGACAACGGGAACUGAAGUAUGGCAUUCCUGUCACUGACGAGGAGGGGAAUCGCCUGGGAGAGUCUCCCAGCGCUGCUCAGCAGGCCAUUGUACAGGUGGUGGUGUCCCGAAUCGGCAUGGCAGUACCAGCCAUGGCUAUUCCUCCCAUUAUCAUGAAUGCCUUGGAGAAAAAAGCUUUCAUGAAGCGCUUCCCAGUGCUCAAUGCCCCAGUACAGGUUGGGCUUGUGGGAUUAUGUCUGGUGUUUGCUACUCCGUUGUGCUGCGCCCUGUUCCCACAGAAGAGCUCUAUGAAGGUGAGCAGCCUGGAGCCUGAGCUGCAGGAGAGGAUACGACAGAGCAAUCCUAACACGACCGUGGUUUAUUUCAACAAGGGCUUGUAGGGGACUUUUUCUUCAAGUCCAAACUGCUGUCUGUACUUUGCUAUAAUGGAGUUCAGUGGACACAACUUGAAGAGUAAAUAUUGAAUUUCUUUUUUGUUUGUUCAUUUUCUGUUUAAAAAUGAAUGGUGUGUUGUAAAACCUGCACUUUUCCUUAAGACAAUAUGCAGUCCUGGCUGACAUGUACCUGAUACUAUGAGGAUGUUGGAGGAUUUUAUUACUGCUGCGUUUAUGAUCACAGACCCCUUAUGUGCUAAUAUUAAUAUGUGGCGUCCCCAAUUAUUUCUUUCAUGUGAAUUCUAUUUAUCAUUAUUUAUUUUUAUUUGCAAAAAUACUUGAUGUGUGUAUAUGUUAGUGUGUUUAGAUCUACAAUAUUUAUACCUAACUUUCCAGACCAAACAUCUGUCCACAGUUUAAGUGUCUAAUUACAAGAAAUGGUCUUGAAGAAUCAAUUUUGGGUCAUGGGAUUAUUUUUAACCAGUUUAAAAGGUUUCAUCUGGCAUGCUCCUGAGUGUGCACCUGAAGUGCUCUUAACCCUUAUGACCCUCACACUACUGACCUAAUAGACCCUGGUGGAUACGAAAGUUGAGAUGUAUACACACUCCUCUGUAAACACAUCCAGAUCUAAACUUUUUGGUGAUUGUUUGGUGGUCAUACUAAGUCAGCGUGUGUUUAAGCCUUGUGUGGUUUUAACUAGUAUGAGUUGAAUGGUGCAUAUAAAUAUAAAUAAACAAAUAUAUAUAUUCAUAUAUAUAUUCAAAUGUUACAUUGUGGGUAUAGACUGAUUUGUGGGUUUAGUGGUGUCAAAACUGCUGAAGAAUGUGGUGUCAGUGUAAUGCUUAAAAUGUCUAGUUUCUAUUUUGACCAUAGGCCAUUGUGAAGUUAACAGAGAAACAUGUAUCUGAUAGCUAGAAAUGGAAUUAUUAAAGUUAAUUUUUUGUUUUUGUUACAUCUUAUACAGUCACCGAAGCAUGUUUUAAUUCUCUAUUACUGGCAGUGGCAUAGGGAAUAAAAUCUGUUAUUGUUACACAGUUCUGAAAUAAGCCAUGAUGGAUGCAACAUAAAAUUAUAUUUAUUUUUGUGUCAAUAGAUGUGGUUGCAAUGUACCAAAAAUGUGAUUAUAACCCUGUUAUACUAAGAAGACCUUUAAUUCCUGUUCUAUUUGGAGCAUAUAUGAUCAAACAUAUAGUUCAAAAAAGUAUUGUAAUGAGGUGAUAAUGUUUUGUGUUGUUUUGUGAAGUGUUUCUGUGGAUGAAUUUAACAUACUCUGCAGUGUUUCGUUCUAUCGUUCCACUUGAACUGUGUUGUAUGAAAUUUAGUUUGUUUUGGGAGGGAAAAACAUGCUCUGAGGGGGAGUAGACAGCCCUACUAUUCAUGCUCACUACUUGGGCUGAUGCAUAAAACACUGACUUCUAUUAACUAAUCUAUUGUUUUGGAUAUUAUGCAAAUACAAUGUUUAAUUAAUAAUAAGCAUGAACGAUUUCAGAUAUAAAUCCCAAAUUAAACAUAAUGCUAAAUGGCCAAUAGCAAUGUGGACCUGUAUAACUGUAUAAAGUCAAAUGUUGGCUUGGGGAGUUCAGAGCAGCUUAUGAGCUUAAAUGCAGAUCACAGAAUUAGGUUAGGAAUGGCACAGUGACUCCAGCACUACUGUUUCAACACUGGCAAGUAUGUUAAGACGUGAGCACAUUCUGAAACACACUGCCUUCAGAAUCAUCCUAUGUGAAUGUACUGUAAGCAAUCACAGUAUGUAACUAACUCUGACUAAUAAAGUUAUAACACAAGUUAACAA
Molecule: messenger RNA, 2911 nt
Organism: Pangasianodon hypophthalmus (striped catfish)
Lineage: Eukaryota; Metazoa; Chordata; Actinopteri; Siluriformes; Pangasiidae
Gene: sfxn3
Product: sideroflexin 3
Exons: 11
Coding region: 157-1125 (322 amino acids)
Biological process (GO): monoatomic ion transport; serine import into mitochondrion
Cellular component (GO): mitochondrial inner membrane
Molecular function (GO): monoatomic ion transmembrane transporter activity
Source: RefSeq, a predicted model, not a curated record